Molecule: messenger RNA, 3246 nt
Organism: Aspergillus terreus NIH2624
Lineage: Eukaryota; Fungi; Ascomycota; Eurotiomycetes; Eurotiales; Aspergillaceae
Product: putative GPI-anchored cell surface glycoprotein
Exons: 4
Coding region: 1-3246 (1081 amino acids)
Source: RefSeq, a predicted model, not a curated record
AUGCCUGCUCCAGUCCACAAGAUAUACCCAAUAUCUGUUCUCCUACCUGUGGCUCCGACUUCAGCGACGGCAUUUGUCAAGAAAACCGCUAGUUCCUGUCACGACCGUGUCGCAACCCGGUACCUCGGACGAAGCGCCGAUGAAUCCUUGAUGGGCAGAACUUCUCUUGCUCAUGAGAUGAAGGGUUCUCCUGCUCCCUCCACCAGAGGCUCGACUCCUUCCACCACUCGGCGCAGCUCUUCUCGUGCUUCUCGCAAAGCCACUCAAGAGCCAGAUUCGGCCUCCUUCCAGCAAUCUCGCACUGCUUACUCUCUUCCCUCCACUCCCAUUACUUCCUCUUUCGAGGACGCCGCAUCAGGCAAGUUGCGCAGCAGGCGACGCUCUCUCAGUUACAGCGAGAAACCAUCGGACCCAAACGCGCGUACUGGGACCUCAGGUUUGAGGCACGCCGCCGACUUGUCGGAUGUGCCGAGCAGUGUGUCAAAGAAGCGUCGUAGUCGUACGCGAGAUACCGCCAACGGGGACGCUGCCUCGACCACGGCUUCUGAUAUCUCCCGAGCUCCCACUCCGACUUCUUCUGCUGCAAUAUCUAAUGGUCAGCCGGAGCAGCCUCGAUCGACUAUUGUUCGACUAAAGCACCGUGGGGCUGCAGCCUCACAGACUGGACGGACGGACUCAGCUCAAAGCGGGCUUAAAUCCAAAGAACCAUCACCCGCCCGAUCCUCUGCAUCCACGAGGCGCAGGCCUCGACAGUCUAUGCCGGAGAACAUCAACGGUACUCGAUCGGGCACGUCUACUCCUCGGUCCGCCACCCCUCAAUCCUCGCGCAAAGAUUGGGACCAAUGGCCGUUUCUCAACAGGCCAUGGAUCCCUCAACCACACCGCACCCCAAACCUCCACCGGCCGCUGCCACUUCUUCUGUCUCUAGAAUGGCAAAGAAUAAUGCUCUGGAGCACUAGCCGGUCCAGCCCGAAUAAUAGGUCGUCGACUAGAACUCGCCGCCGUAAUCGCCAGUCUACCACUACCGCUACACCUGCCUUGUCAGACAAGGGCAAAGAGGCCUCGCAGACCGCAAUCGUCUCUGACGGCGCUGACAGCCACAAAGCUGGGUCUGCAAGCAAGGGCUCCACCGACACCGAAUCGACAAAGAAACCUCGAAAGAGUAAUAUGGUCACUCUUACCUUGAGCCGCAAGGCGCUGGAAUCCGUCCUGUCCAAACCCAAACCUAUGGAGCAAGUUUCCUACAGCCCCGAGAUCGCCGACAGUGUCGAGGCGACUCCAGUCCAUCUCUAUGACAACAGCUUCCACUUCGAUUAUGACACCGAAAUGUACCGCAACAACUACGGGUUAGACGGGCAAAUGGACCCUCCUGCCUCUCCCACUAGCUUUUCUACGACCACCUCGGCGGCGGCGCGCACCUCGGGCCGGACCCGGAAGCCCACCAUCAGAGCUUUGGAAUCUUUUGAGUCUGAGAAGAAAUUCCGGCGCAACCGCACUCGCACUCCCAGGCCUUCCGGUGAGGGCACUCAGUCACAAAGCAGCAACAGAGCGAAAUCUACCCAGCUGUCCGAUACGGCGUCAGGCCAACCCACUCCCGCGCCAUCUAGCCAGCAACUAGAUGUGAUUGAUCUCGCUCGAAGACUGAUUGAGAUGGCGUCUACUGCCGUUCAGACCGACUCCCCACCAAACAAGAAAGCCAAAACUUGGCUCAAAGAGCUGCGAGAGAAAUACAGGCGUGAGAAAGAAAGAGGAGAGCCAACUUCAGUUGCUGGGGACGCAGGAAAGGCGGGAGGAGAAAGUAUGCCAUCACCUCCUAACCAUCCAUCUACUGUUGGUAACGCUUCGAGUUCGUGGACUGACAAGGAUGGUUGGACGCACGCAGGCCAAUUCAAUGAAUUUGGGGAAGAACUCCUCGGCAUACCUGUAGGCUAUACCUGGGUCAGACCAAACAACACCUACGGAGAUGAUGCGCUGCCUCAGCCGCCUAUCCGGCUCAAGUCCUGCGAGCAGAUCGAAAAGGACAAGAUCUAUGGCUUCCCGCCUCGCAUUGGUGAGCGCAACUUGCCGCGUGAUAUGGAUAGUCCUUUUUUCGUGGAGGACGUUGACGAGGAAAAGGCUAAGAUCAAAGCUCGCGAGGAAGCCCGGAAGAGGGGCAUUGCCACGAACCGGUCUAUGUCGGUGGGUGAUAUUGAGGCUUUGAUCGCCCAGCACGAUUCUCCAGCGUCCCCACAGGCCUCCAACAUGCGUUCGGAGGCUAAACACCGGAAAGAUGCGAAACCAAAGGAGUCUCGCAAGCGUCGACGACGCACUGAUCCGGUCAUUGAAGAGAAUCUGAAUGGGUCCGUUCCGGAGACCCCGGACGACAGUCGACCAAAAAGACGCCGCAAGACCGUUACAGGACCGACUGCACCGAGUCCUGCGCCUCAACCCACCCCUGCAUCCAAGCUUAACCCCACGCCGCGUUCUCAAAAAAGGGUUAAGGAUGGGAAACAGAGUAAAACUGGGUCCGAGGCGGUGGGGGAAAAGACUGCCGCCGAACCUCCCAAGACAAAGGAAAGGAAGCCUGCAUCCCAGCUCAAAAUCAAGGAGCGCAAAACUGUGGCGGAGACCCCAAAGACAAAACCAAGCAAAGACAUGUCCGGCAGUACGAAAGUAAAAGUACCCAAGAACGCGCCUGUACCUCCGUCGGAGCACAAAACCGGCGGCAGUGCUGCAAACGACGCUGAGGCCCCGAAAAAGCGUCGGCGGCGGCGUAACAAGCCCCUCGUCAAACUUAGGAUCCUCCCUCCGAAGAAGGAGGAGCAGAACGACGCAAACAAGGCGGGGGAACAUGCCAAAGAAUCGAAGAAGCGCCCACAUUCUGAGGUUGAAAGUGGCGGCACGGAAGAAAGGGCCCGGAAGAGCCCCAAGCUCGAUGAGCCGAAACCAUGGCCUCAGAAGAUCAAAAUCAAGAGGCGCUCGCCUGAAACGAACAAGCCGAAGCCGGAUGAAGGCAAACCCAACGGGGCGCCAUCUACACCCGAGACCCCAUCGGCGAUUCGCGAAAACCCGUCUGCCGGUGAAUCUCAUCAGAACGAAACGCCCAGCGGUCGUCCUCGUCGGGCUGCAGCGGCCGCCAUGAUGGCCGGGUCUAAACAGAGCGCGGAAGAGCGAGCCCGCAAAGCCCGACGCCGCAGCCGGAAAUCCACGGGGAAGGAAGUCAAUGGUCCUGACCCGAGGACGCCCGUGUCCACCAGAGAUGAAUAG